CACAGACAAAUAAAAGAGCUGUUGGGAAACAUCAAACAUGAACGAUUCUUAUUUGUAAUGAAGAAAACUAGACAUGCCAGAUUCUAGAGUUUUCCUGUCCAAUUAUGGAGGUGAGAUAAGGCUUGAUCUCCAUGAUUUUGUAGGUCUAGGUUGAGCAUCAUGAGCUUUAUAAGCAUUCCAUGUACAUCUAUUUUAAGAGGGAUCCUGGAUACUUGCAAGUGCUGAACCAGAAACGGGUGCAGCACUCAGAGCAGAAACAGGAGAGAGAUAAGAUAAUGGGUUGCUGCAUCUCUGCUCCUGUUCCUCUUUGUCAAGUCCACAACUUGCAAUUGCAACGUAGACACACUCGCCAGAAGGUGAAGUUUGGCACUGCUAGACGGAUAAAUGCUGAUCGCCCCAUCAAUAGGCAUCACCAGAAGCGCCUCGAGUAUCAUACCAAUGAUUUCCCUAUCAUCAAUGCCAUGACCGCAGAGAGAAUUCUUAAUAAUGUUAAAGAGAAGAAGCAAGAGGUGCUUGAUUCCAAAGAUGGUGAUCAUAAAGAGAAACAUGAGGAGAAUGGGGAAGAUGAAUAUGGCAGAAAAAGCUUCACAUUUCCUAUUCUGGUAUCGAGUCCAGAGAAAGACAGGCUGUGAACUUCUCUACCAUACAAUUUUCAAGAUUACGUCUUUGCAUUCCAAUCACAUUUUGCCAAUUUUGGUCUUUUUCAGUAACUGGUACUAUUAGCAAAGUUUGCUCUUCUCAUUUGCAAUAGAUAUCUUCAAAGCGAAUGCUGAUACGUGGCAUGUUGUGAAGGUUAUUUUCCAUGACUAUCAUACGGUUUUAUAUAGAUUUUUGAUCCGUUCGGAAAGUUAUUCGUAUUCAUCUAAAGAUGUGAAAACAUUGUCUUGAUUAGGAUGGAAUCAAGAAGUUUAACUAAUAUCGGUUACAUACUGUUUACUAGCAUUAAUGCAUGCUUAUAUGGAACUUGGACGAACACGAUGUCAUAUGAAUGGUAAUUUAUUUAGAUUU
This is a messenger RNA of Cryptomeria japonica (Japanese cedar), 1008 nucleotides long. RefSeq lists its product as uncharacterized. The record is from RefSeq and is a predicted model, not a curated record. NCBI's taxonomy places the organism in Eukaryota, Viridiplantae, Streptophyta, Pinopsida, Cupressales, Cupressaceae. The transcript is spliced from 3 exons. The coding region runs from base 180 to 632 and encodes 150 amino acids.